GGGAGCUUUGGGACAACGGUGGAGAGUAGCAUUGUAAGUCUGGCUGUGUGAACACAUGAGAAAAAAGCGAGACAGAAGAUGGGUGGAUCAAAGAGACAUAACUUCAAGGAGUGAAGUAGUAUGUGGAGCAACAAAAGAUCGUUUCAGCUGACCUGGACACAAACAGGAAGAGAGGGAGGGCAGAGCCGUGGUGAAGAGAAGACAGAAAACUUGUCUGAACAAGAGGCAGAAAAAGAAAAUAACUGAGGAGGCGUGCUCUCAUUCACCCAAGGAGGGAGAGAGAGAGUCAAACCAGACAGAGAGAGAAACAGAAAGAGCAGAGGAGUGGGAGGAGGAGGAGGUGGGGUAAGGUAAGAAAGCAAAGAGGCAAAAGAUUAACACUCCUGAGAGAGAAAGACAGAGAGAGUGAGCCGGGGACAAUGAGCCGAUGAGGGGGGAAGAAAAUCUUGACAGAAAGCAGAUAAGGGGUGAUUGCUGAGGAAGGCGAAGCAAAGAGGGAGUAGAAGAGACAGAGGGUGAGGGAGCUAGUGGGUGAAGUUAGAAGGAGGGGAGAGGUAUGAGGGGACAGCCCUUGAAGUCACUCUUCUCUUUGGUGUUAACUGUCUUCUUUCUGGGGAGCCUGCUGACCACACUCAUCUGGUACAUGGUCGACAACAACAAUGUGGAACCUCAGAAGACGCCUCCUCAGAAGAAAAGCGCCCCUGAGUCCUCUGACCCUUGUAAAGGCUGCAGGGAGAUCAUUGACAAAGUAUUAGAGCGUUACUCUCAAACCUGGAAAAAGCAGGAGGACAAUUACCAAAAAUUCAGAUCUCAGCUGAGCAACAAGUGCCAUGGUUUUGAGAAGGCCAUCGUUACCCAGGCAAACACUCCUGUGGGAUCCAAGAUUGUGUACGAUGGGGAAAAGAGGAGGUCCUUGCAAGUGACCCCAGAGAUUUUCAGCACCUUUGCAAAGGAGCAUCCGUUCCCAAAUAAAACAUGGGACACGUGUGCUGUCGUUGGGAAUGGAGGGAUUCUGGUCAACAGCAGCUGUGGACAGAUGAUCGAUUCAGCUCAGUUUGUUAUCAGGUGUAACCUACCUCCUUUGAAAAAUGGUUUUGAGAAACAUGUGGGCAUCAAGACAGACCUGGUGACAGCAAACCCAAGUAUCCUCCUAGAGAAGUACGGGGCUCUAAUGGGGCGUCGCCGUCCAUUCGUGGAGAGUCUGCAAAGCUAUGGCAACUCACUGCUGCUCCUUCCUGCCUUUUCCUAUGGCCACAACACUCCUGUGUGCUUGCGUGCCGUCUACAGCAUUGAGGACUUUAAAAGUCCCAGUCGGCCCAUCUUCUUCAACCCUGCCUACCUCCAGAAUCUGGCCCUCUUCUGGCGCUCCCAAGGCCUACGAGCAGUGCGGCUCAGCACCGGCAUUAUCAUGGCGAGCCUGGCGCUGGAACACUGUGCCAACGUGCAUCUGUAUGGGUUCUGGCCCUUCAGUAAUCAUCCACAUGGAUUCCAUGCCCUGACGAACCACUACUACGAUGACAGACAAACUAAAACAAAAUUUCAUGCCAUGCCGGCCGAGUUUGACCUCUUGUUGAAGCUGCACAGUCAGGGGGUGCUCAAGCUUCACCUGGGAGAUUGUCAACCUGGUGAAAAGUAGUUCCAGACCCAGGGGCAGCUAACUGGACAGGAGCAAAGUGCCUUCAUUGUAGUUGAAUGAACAGACAGAUAUUUUAUGCUGGUGACACAGUCAAAGUGUGUCCAAGCCAAAUGGACGCUUGGACUUAACUGUAAAUGCUGAGUUGGCUCAUGAGCAGCCAAGACAUUUGCACUGAAAUUAAGAUGCAACAAUCAUAGGACUGUAAAGAUUAUGUAAACAGUCUUGUAGUGUAUCUAAAAUUGUAUUUAUUACCACAAAUGUUCCAGCUGGAGUCUGGAAAGAGUUAUUUUGAAUUAAGUGGGAAUCCUUUGUGGGGGUCAACAUUAUAGUGCCUUCUUUCAGAUCAAACUGAAUGUAUUUUGAGGAAAAUCAAAUACCUCCUCUACGUGAAGAUUGUCUGGCUAAAACACUUUUACAUUUAAAGAAAAAUAGCCACACACUGAAUGCAAUGAAUCUUUUGACAUUUAAAAAAAAAAGAAAACUACGUCAGACGAUUAACCACUUUGAAGAAAUAUUCUGUGAGCUGGUCGAGGGGAGAUGUAUGGUUCUCACACACGAUUGUUAAGGACAGGCUGCUGCUGGUUGUGGAUGAUUUCUUUUGUUCUCACUCCAUGUCACUGGCAGAGCUGGAUGUGAAGUGUCUGUAGGUGUAAUGUCCCAGGUGCCUCAUCUACCUCACCUCCAUGGCUGCUGCCCUCUGGGGGCUGAGAGAACCUUAAUGAGUGAGGCUCAGAGCCAAGGACUAAACAAAACAACUACAGAAAGAAACAGGAAUAAUAACACUACUAAAACCGGGAGGUCCCUCCUCACAAAGGUUACCACGGUGAGCCCGUGUAACAAUGCGCAACCCCUCGUCACCACAGCGACCAGACAUGGAUAUGCGCUGUCACAAAGUGGCAACAUUCACAUACUGGUACAAUGGUAGUUUGGAAACCAGUACUUUUAAAGCUGAGAAUGAUCAUGAAUUGUGCAUUAUGCAUGAAAAUUGUUGAGUUUGGGUGAAGACUUUGGGUGAAUUUGCAUCAAGACUUGUGCAACUGGGAGUGAUGUCUUUCAUGCUGAUACUUAAAAAGUCUUAAAAGUGAUUUUUGUCAUCUAGAGAAAAACUGAAUAAGCUGUAGAUGACCAAACUUGAGAACUCUUUGUGAGCCAGUUUUAAAAUCUUGUGUUGUUGGUGAGGGAAAAUGAAAAUAAAGUGAAUAAGUGAAUAAAUAUUUAUAACAAAAGA
Plectropomus leopardus (leopard coralgrouper) is the source of this 2864-nucleotide messenger RNA. It is a transcript of the gene st8sia6, whose product is annotated as ST8 alpha-N-acetyl-neuraminide alpha-2,8-sialyltransferase 6. Gene Ontology annotation, biological process: oligosaccharide metabolic process; N-glycan processing. The record is from RefSeq and is a predicted model, not a curated record. Gene Ontology annotation, molecular function: alpha-N-acetylneuraminate alpha-2,8-sialyltransferase activity. Lineage: Eukaryota; Metazoa; Chordata; Actinopteri; Perciformes; Serranidae.